Juglans regia (Persian walnut) is the source of this 1550-nucleotide messenger RNA. RefSeq lists its product as uncharacterized. Bases 92 to 1198 code for a protein of 368 amino acids. The transcript has 8 exons. NCBI's taxonomy places the organism in Eukaryota, Viridiplantae, Streptophyta, Magnoliopsida, Fagales, Juglandaceae. The record is from RefSeq and is a predicted model, not a curated record.
AUUGGCCUUAUUCUCGGAGGGACUGGAAUGGGCGGGGAUGUGCAACUUUGGAUAACUCUGCGUCUCUCUGCUUGGCCUCGGUUAUCAAACAAUGCAUGCGUAUAUGGCGACAUACCAACGUACCCAUGUGGCAGGAUGUGUGUUGGAGUUCACCAAAUUGGGUCUUCACCAUGUUAUCAGCGAUGAGACUGAGAAGGGGAAGAGGAAGGCGAAAGGUAAGGGGUCCUUCGCAUUUCGUACCAACUGUUCGAUUUCAAUUUCGAAAGAAAGAUGGAGCUCAAGCUCUAGAUCAAGAUCAUGUGUCGGAAAUCUAAAGGUUUCGGCAGCGAAGUCUCAAGAACCCGUUGAUUCUUCACGGGCAGAGGCCACUCAAGAAGAAGAAGAAGGAGACGACGAAAAUUAUCGAGUACUUUCGGCUGUAAAAAGCAGUUUCAACGAUAUUUUAAUCCUCGAUAGUUCAAAGUCCAGGAUACUGCUCCUCGACUCUACCCAUAAUGUUCAUAGCAUUCUUUACAAGGACCAGAAAUGGACUGGUUCCUAUUGGGAUGAGUUUGCUAGCUUGCCUGCUAUUGUUCCAAAAGGUCCCAUCGCCAUCUUUGGUUUGGGUGGUGGAACUACUGCUCGGCUAAUGCUUGACUUGUGGCCUUCAUUGCAACUUGAUGGCUGGGAGAUUGAUGGAAUUUUGAUCGAUAAAGCAAGAGAAUAUCUUGGGCUGUCUUAUCUUGAGAAACAUACUGUAGCUGGUGGCAUCCUUAAUGUUCAUAUCGGUGAUGCCCUUUCACAAUCAGUUAAUGUGUCUGAAGGAUAUGCUGGCAUUGUAAUUGACUUGUUUUCUGAAGGAAAAGUGUUGCCACAGUUGCAAGAGGUCAAUACUUGGUUAGAAUUGACUGAUAGAUUGAUGCCCAAGGGUCGUCUCAUGGUGAACUGCGGUGGCAUCAAUGAAGUAUCUGUUGUGAAAGAUGGAGUGCCUCGUCCUGAGACUUCUUCAAUUGAUGGCCCCUGGGUGCAAAAUUCUACUAUCCAGGCACUACUGAAAGCAUUUCCAGAACAAUUGAGCUGGAAGAGAAUGCCUAAAAGGGAUGGUGAAAAUUAUCUUGCACUAACUGGACCUUUGCCCGACUUGGCUUCGUGGUCUGCUAUGGUCCCAGGUCCUCUGAGUCAGAGUGUAAAGCAAUGGAAGCCUUGUGUACCUUCUUAAAACCUGCUCUUGGCUGUUACAAAUGUGACCAGAACGUUUCCCAGUCAAAGUUGCAACAACACUACUCCUAUUCCUGUUAGAUCCCUAUGAGGCAUGUACCAAAAGGAAAGUUUGUGUGUUCUGAGGUUUUAUCCACUGGUUUGUUCAGACUUUUUCUGCAUCCAACUUCCAUAGUCUUCUUCUUGUUAUUGAGAAGAUGGACAUUGAUAGCGAUUAGUAGCCUGUAGCUCAAUUGAAUGUAACCUUCCUCUUUGAGAUGUUGUAGAUAUAUAAUAACCGUGCCGAAAAAUGGCUGUUGCUUGAUGAUAUUUCUAAUACAAAUCCCAAAGUGAUCUGCUCUAAUUUACCUCUA